Anoplophora glabripennis (Asian longhorned beetle) is the source of this 965-nucleotide messenger RNA. RefSeq names its product macro domain-containing protein CT2219. The transcript is spliced from 3 exons. Gene Ontology annotation, biological process: DNA damage response; purine nucleoside metabolic process; peptidyl-glutamate ADP-deribosylation. Bases 41 to 832 code for a protein of 263 amino acids. The record is from RefSeq and is a predicted model, not a curated record. Gene Ontology annotation, molecular function: ADP-ribosylglutamate-[protein] hydrolase activity. Gene Ontology annotation, cellular component: nucleoplasm. Lineage: Eukaryota; Metazoa; Arthropoda; Insecta; Coleoptera; Cerambycidae.
AGUUCUCGGGCCCUGACCAUGUGUUGGUACCACUGUCAAAAUGUUUGCGGCUUCAAAAUCAGCUGUUUUCCAAGUAUUGCGGUGCAGUGUAUGUGUUUUCAAAGAAGUUAAGUUCAAGAAAAUAAGUACGAUGAAUAACUGGCAAGCAGAAAUGGAAAAGUUUCUUUCUAUGGACAUUAACAAGAAACGAGAUUUAUGUAAAAAGUAUGAGACUUUGGAUAAUAUACCAACUUGGAAACAGUAUGCAUCAGGUAAUUCCCUUUUACGAAAAAUAGAAGCAAAACAGGGUUACGAAAUAGACUCCUCGAAAAACGCCAUUGUGGCCGAUAAGAUAUCUGUUUUCUCCGGAGAUAUCACCACAUUAGAGGUUGAUGCAAUAGUCAAUGCAGCAAAUUCAAGUCUUAUGGGUGGAGGUGGAGUAGACGGUUGUAUCCACAAAGCUGCAGGUCCAAAUCUCUUGGCAGAAUGUAAAACAUUAGGUGGUUGUCCCACUGGGCAAGCUAAAAUCACUGGAGGGUACAAAUUGCCUGCAAAAUAUGUGAUACAUACAGUAGGCCCCCAAGGAGAAAAAGAAAAUCUGCUAAGAAACUGUUAUCAGAACAGCUUGCAAAUAAUGCUAGACAAAAAACUGGAAUCUAUAGCUUUCCCUUGUAUUUCCACAGGGAUUUAUGGAUACCCUAAUGAGUCAGCUGCUCACGUAGCUCUAUACACAGUACGUAAAUUCUUAGAAACCAAUAGUGAUAAAGUAAACCGAGUGAUAUUUUGCUUAUUCUUAAAAAUUGAUCAAAAUAUCUACGAAGGAUUGCUUCAGUCGUAUUUCCCUUUGAAAUAAGGUGAUAGUUUUUGUUUCUUUUGUACUUUAAUUUCAUGACAUGUAUAAAAUUUUUAGUUUAAAAUUAGUUUUAAUAUGUAAGGAAUGCAAUCUCAUUGUUAUUUUGGUGAUUCAAUAAAAAAUAAUAUUUAGA